ACUAUUACCACGUGACACCCGGGAUCAGGUGGUUGGUCCGGCCUCCGCACAGGAGCUGUGAUUGGCUGACUCUAAUACGAAAGACGCCACUAGGGGCGGGCCGAAGAGGGGCGCAAGCGCACUGCGUUGCGAGUCUCGGGACCCCUUUCGGAGAGACCAUGGCGCUCAACAAGAAUCAUUCGGAGGGCGGCGGAGUGAUCGUGAACAACACCGAGAGCAUCUUAAUGUCCUAUGAUCAUGUGGAACUUACGUUCAAUGAUAUGAAGACCGUGCCAGAGGCCUUCAAAGGGACCAAGAAAGGCACUGUCUACCUUACCCCUUACCGGGUCAUCUUUCUGUCCAAGGGGAAGGACGCCAUGCAGUCCUUCAUGAUGCCGUUUUAUCUGAUGAAAGACUGUGAGAUCAAGCAGCCUGUGUUUGGUGCAAACUACAUCAAGGGAAUGGUGAAGGCCGAAGCAGGAGGUGGCUGGGAAGGUGCGGCUUCCUACAAGUUGACCUUCACGGCAGGGGGCGCCAUUGAGUUUGGACAACGGAUGCUUCAGGUGGCAUCUCAAGCCUCCAGAGGUGAAGCCCCCAAUGGAGCCUAUGGGUACUCUUACAUGCCCAGCGGGGCCUAUGUCUUUCCCCCGCCAGUCGCCAAUGGAAUGUACCCCUGCCCUCCUGGCUACCCCUAUCCACCGCCCCCACCUGAGUUCUAUCCAGGACCUCCCAUGAUGGAUGGGGCCAUGGGAUAUGUGCAGCCCCCGCCACCGCCCUAUCCUGGGCCCAUGGAACCUCCAGUCAGCGGCCCUGAUGUCCCCUCCACUCCUGCAGCCGAAGCUAAGGCCGCAGAAGCAGCUGCUAGCGCCUAUUACAACCCGGGCAACCCACACAAUGUCUACAUGCCCACGAACCAGCCUCCGCCACCUCCUUACUACCCCCCGGAAGAUAAGAAGACGCAGUAGACCCACCCAUCUCCCUGCCUCUUACCCAGCUCGCCUUCCUUCCCCUCCCCUGGGGCUGUGGCUGGGGCUUGGGGAGGUGAGGGAGGGCCUUGUUCUUCCUCUAGGUCUGAUUAUAAACAGUCACCAGAACUAGCACUGUGGGACAGAGGGGCCCCUGGCCUCUGGAGAGAUGCCCCCCGCUUCCCAUGCCAGCUCAGAGCCCGCGGCACUGCUCAGCACACCUCCCUCGCCAUCUCUGGGGCUCUCCUUGGGAGCACAGGGUGUCCCCUUGUUCCUGUUUUGCUCUCGUAGUUUCCCCCCACAAGGGACUCUCUGGCCACCUCCUCCACCUCAGUCCAGCUCCUUUGGUCUGGCAGCUGCUGCACUCAGGUCCCCGGCCCCGGCAGGCCUGCUCCCACUCCCUCCCCUGGCCUGUGCCCAGCGAGGAAGGGACCGUCAGCCCACAUUCCAUGCGCCAGCCUCCAGCCCUGGCCACACUCGCCUCCCUUCCCUUCCCCUCCCUGGCCUUGGUCAUGCAGUGGCCACCUCUGUGUGACUUCCGAAGCUUUUACAUGAGCUUCCAGGGGUUGGGUGGUGUCGGGCACGAGGCCACUGCGGCUGGGCGGGGAGGAAGCCCCUCUGCGUCCCUGCUAGUUUUUCUGGAAUUUGCUUUCCCUCUCCUCUCUUCCCUCUAAAAGGGGCUUCUUGACUGGAACUGGAGAACCUACGUCUGUCCUGUCUUGCCACUUGGGGGCCUCUGGGUGGGCUGGGAACAAGGGCCCCAACCCUGCUGCCAGCCCCUCAGCCUGUCCUCCCUUUAAGCUUCGUGCCCCCUGGAUGCGCUAAAAUUUGCUCAUGUGUUCCUGGACUGGCCAUGAAGUGAGGAGAUGGUUAUUUAAAGAGAAUCCCUAUUUAUUUGACAAAAAAAAUGCAGUUAAUAUAUUAAUGUGAAAUAAACCCUGUUUGCACCUUGAUUUGUUUGCUGAAAAUGUGAAAUAGUAAAAAUGAAGUAA
Propithecus coquereli (Coquerel's sifaka) is the source of this 1936-nucleotide messenger RNA. It is a transcript of the gene WBP2, whose product is annotated as WW domain binding protein 2. The coding region runs from base 159 to 944 and encodes 261 amino acids. Gene Ontology annotation, cellular component: nucleus. The transcript is spliced from 8 exons. Gene Ontology annotation, molecular function: transcription coactivator activity; chromatin DNA binding. The record is from RefSeq and is a predicted model, not a curated record. Gene Ontology annotation, biological process: positive regulation of DNA-templated transcription. Lineage: Eukaryota; Metazoa; Chordata; Mammalia; Primates; Indriidae.